UAGCUAAAAGCCCGGUGCACAAAUUCCCGGGCCAUCCACACCACACCACACCACAAUUUUUGGUGUCUUAAAAACAGUACUAGUCGACUAGUCGUAGUUGUAGACUUGUAUAGUGUUUGACUGCUGCCUGUGUUGUGUAUAUUUGUGCUUGUCAAUUAGACUAUACGCUACUUACUAGCAGCAAGUAAACAUGGAUUUCUCAUCGAUAGCUGGGGAGCCAGUUGUUUCAGCUCAAUGGCUCCAUCGCAAUCUCCAACACCCUUCUUUAAAGGUACUAGAUGGCUCAUGGUAUAUGCCAACUGAGAAAAAAGAUCCACUGCAAGAGUAUCAGAAAUCCCACAUUCCAGGUGCCCUAUUCUUUGACAUUGAUAAAAUAUCAGAUCCGACUACAGAACUUCCACACAUGUUACCAUCAGAAGAAGCUUUUGCUGCUGCAGUUUCUGCUCUUGGUAUCAAAAAUGAAGAUGGUGUUGUUGUUUAUGAUGGCAAGGGAAUUUACAGUGCAGCUCGUGUGUGGUGGAUGUUUCGAGUUUUCGGGCAUGAAAAUGUUUGGGUGUUAGAUGGAGGGAUGCCAAAAUGGCAUGAUUUAACAUUUGAUGUUGAAUCCAGUGCUUCAAAUGAUGCUAUUGUAAAAGCUAGUCUCGCACAUGAAGCAAUAGAGAAAGUAUACAAAGGAGAGUUGGUUCCGCCUUUUACAUUUCAGACAAAAUUGCAGCCCCAUCUUGUCUGGACACAUAAACAGAUUCAAAACAACAUGGAGGAGAGAUCUCAUCAACACGUAGAUGCUCGUCCAAAACCAAGGUUUGAUGGGGUUGCACCAGAGCCUCGCAAGGGAAUAAGAAGUGGCCAUAUACCAGGAAGCAAGUGCAUUUCCUUUUCAGAGAUGAUGGAUGACUCACAAACCCUCUUAUCAUUAGAGAAGCUCAAAGAAAAGUUUGAGUUAAAAGGCAUCACUUUGGAUGCUCCUAUUAUGAUCUCAUGUGCCACUGGUGUAACUGCCUGCAUUCUUGCACUGGGUCUCCGUCGUCUCGGAAAAACCAAUAUUCCUGUAUAUGACGGAUCAUGGACUGAAUGGGUAACACACCCGGAUACUCUCAACAUCGUAGAAGUUGCUGAAACCUUGUGAGAAUUUAGAUAAGAAGCACAAGUGGUUUGGUCAAUAUUAGUCCCCACUCGAUAGUGCUUGUGGCAUGUGUAUUUGAAGCGAAAGAAUCUGGAUAUUUUUCAUAUAAUUUUUGUGAAUACAUUCAUAUUUAAAUAAAAUUGACAUGGAGGGGAUCCUCCUGUUUUGGCAUAUAUAA
Molecule: messenger RNA, 1301 nt
Organism: Daucus carota subsp. sativus
Lineage: Eukaryota; Viridiplantae; Streptophyta; Magnoliopsida; Apiales; Apiaceae
Product: thiosulfate/3-mercaptopyruvate sulfurtransferase 1, mitochondrial
Exons: 11
Coding region: 191-1126 (311 amino acids)
Cellular component (GO): mitochondrion
Molecular function (GO): thiosulfate-cyanide sulfurtransferase activity
Source: RefSeq, a predicted model, not a curated record